This is a messenger RNA of Pipra filicauda (Wire-tailed manakin), 3978 nucleotides long. It is a transcript of the gene MBLAC2, whose product is annotated as metallo-beta-lactamase domain containing 2. The transcript has 2 exons. The record is from RefSeq and is a predicted model, not a curated record. Bases 43 to 876 code for a protein of 277 amino acids. Lineage: Eukaryota; Metazoa; Chordata; Aves; Passeriformes; Pipridae.
AACGUUGAGGGUGCUCCGCCGCCGAUCAGCGGCGGCUGGGCCAUGUCGGCGCUGGAGUGGUUCGCGCACAAGCCCCUGGGCGGCGGCAUCUUCUGGAUCCAGGAGCGCUUCUACGAGUCCGGCAACCGGGCCAACAUCUGGCUGGUGCGGGGCUCGCAGCGGGACGUGGUGAUCGACGCCGGGCUGGGGCUGCGCAGCCUGCCCGACUACCUGCGCGACUCCGGGCUGCUGGCGCCGGCCGAGGGCGCUGGGCCGCGGCCGCUGCUGGCCGUGGCCACGCACGUCCACUUCGACCACUCGGGUGGGCUGCAGCACUUCGAGGAGGUGGCGGUGCACAGCGCCGAGGCGGCCGCGCUGCUGCGCGGGGACAACUAUGAGGCCGUGACGUGGCUGUCGGACCGGGAGGUGGCGCGGCCGCCGCAGCCCGGCUGGAGCGCGCGGCAGUUCCGCGUCCCGCCCGUGCGGCCCAGCCGCCUCCUGCAGGAAGGGGAUGUGAUCAGCCUUGGAGAUCGACAGCUCACUGUCAUGCACAUGCCUGGUCAUUCCAGGGGCAGUAUUUGCUUACAUGACAAGGACAGGAAGAUUCUGUUCAGUGGGGACGUGGUGUAUGAUGGAUCCAUGAUUGACUGGCUGCCCUACAGUAGAAUCAGUGACUAUGUUGCAAGCUGCCAGCGCCUUAUGGAGUUAGUGGACAGAGGACUUGUGGAGAAGGUACUACCCGGGCACUUUAACAUAUUUGGGGCAGAAAGGCUGUACCGGUUAGCUUCCAACUACAUCUCCCAGGCUGGAGUUUGUCACAAGAUUUCUGCCUGUGCCAUGAGAUCCAUUGCGAGCAUAGCACUUCGCAUUACAAAUUCGAGAAUCACUUCUCAGUGACAGUCAGUUUUGUGUGAUUUGUUACCUUCUGUAAAAUGAAAUGGCUUGUGAAAGCAUCGAUACAAGCAAAAGCAGUAUGCAUUAGCAAAAAGAUGGUAAAUUGAUACAGGUGAGCUGCAAAAAUUCUCCUUAUUUUUACCUCCUUUAUUUAUAUUUUUAUAAAAACUAUGUAAGCUAGUAGCGUUAGCCAAAGCUACUUUUUGUUCUAUUUUUUCAGGGCACUUUUGCACAUGUAUUGUGAUUGAAAUAUGUUACUUUAUUUUUGUUACAAUUCUGACAGAUGGAUUUAUGCCAAAAUGGGAGGUUUGACAUUCACACCUGAAACCUUGUUGAUGUAGUACUAGGUUUGUGAUUAGUCAUCAACUCCUGCUCAGGUUUUGCUAAUAGAGCUCUUGCUAAGACCUAGCAUAUGCUGGAAGCAACACCAUUAGGACAAAGCAAGAGCAACACCUGUGCAGGACUCAGUAGGCAGAAAGAGGACAUGGGCCAUCCCACAGCCAUUGCCACUUGUGGGGUGGUGUUUGCUGCACCCCUCAUCACUUGCAUCUUUAUCUUUGCAAAGUACCUGUCUUGCAGUUUCUUUAGAAUACACUAACAUACGGAAAUUCUAUAGACCAAACUUCCAAGCUGGAAGUCAGAGAUACAUCAGCUUAUCUAAAAAGUUUUUGGUGCAGGUCCAACAGCAGAUGGACUUGUUGAGGCCUUCAUGUUUCCUGGUGUGGUGCAAGGAACCAGCUGCACCAGGAGAGAGGAGCAAGCAGGAGCACUCUCGCCAUUAGCUAGGGAACUGUUUUGCUUGUACGUGUGUGAGUUAGGAAUUAGAGAAUUUGUGAACUCAUGAAUUAAUGUGUUAGACUAGCCUAUACAAAGCAGAUUGAGCCUUUUCUUGAUGUGCUUAUUUUUUUUCUGAUGAGCUCAUAAAAGUACUUAUAGAAUAUGUUGGUUUGGAAGUUUGAGAGAACUGGACUGUGACAGGCUUAAAGGUUUUAUUUGUGCUUAAGAGUAUUUUUAUGUGACUGUAUUGUAACUUGGUUGUUGAUGAUCUUUGUUAGGGGAAGGAUGGAGGCUUUCACAUGGCCUUGCUAUAUUCCAGGGUACUGCAUGAAGCAGCUGGUUGACUUUGUUACCACGAAGUGAAUGUAAUUUGAACUGUUUAGUGUUUGUGUCUGAAGUGUGUUUGUAUCUGCACAUGGUUUUUAUGAAACGUAAAGUGUGUUGCAUUUGAGUCUGUUCCAAAACAAUGUUGAAUACAUUGAGAACUGCUAAACUAGAUUGUAACUUGUUUAUGAAAAUUGAAUGUGUGAUAUUUAUAAGCUGUUGAAAUGGUUAGUUUGUGCAAUUAUUCAAACAGUCUAUAUAUAUUUAACUUUUUUAAAAGGACGCUGUCUGAUGUUAUUUUUGUACAUAGACAUAUAUAUGUUCCUAGAAAGAGUGCAAAUGUUUCUCCCAAAGUUUAGUGCAGUUUAGCCUUUUUUGUUUGGCUUUCACUUUAGCAGAAACUUUUUCCCCCCAUUAUAGCCAAUAGAAAGGGAGCCCAGAGUUUGGGCUCUUUCUAAGGCAUGGCGGAGAGGAAGCUGAUAGCCCUCUGAAUAGGUGCAAAUUCUGGUGAAAAAAGAAAAACAAUUGCAAAAUAAAAAACAGAUCUGUCUAAAAAUGAUGAAAGAGAAUAUGUUAUGUAGUGCUUUUUCCCUUUCACAGAUCACUACACUCCUGCCUUUACGGUCUGAAUAUAUUCUUCACCAGGAUUUGUACUGAUUGGCUGUGAUGUGCCUAGUUCUUGUUAGCAGUGCCUAUCUCCAAGCUGAAGCAAAAUUAUGAGUGGGCGAGACGUGCAGAGAUGCAGCACAUGAAAGACCUGUUAUCACUCAGAUCACAGUCUCUUUUUUUUUUUUUUUGAGAAAUCCAUGUACAUCAGUGUAUGACAUGAGGAGAAUUUAGUGGGUAAAUUUAUGUCUUAAAACCAAGAGCAUUUUAUCUUGGCCUCAGCUGACCAGAGUAAAAAAAAGUUAGCCUAGAACAGGCUGAGGAAAUACGUAGCACUAAAGCUUAUGCUAGUUAUCCAGAGGAAGCCAUGAUGUCACGUGUUACCCAACAGUAACUGAAUUCCUGCAAAUUAUCCAUCUGCGGUGUAACACUAGUAAUAAUUGUGCUCUAUGCUUUUGUGAAGGCUGUAGGAGCACUGGAGAUAACCCUGUGCAGUAUGGCAGACAGACAGAACUCUUGUGUCACAAAGCCUGCCAGUAUGGAUGUCAGUUGCUAAAAUUUUGCAGACAUUCAUUAGGAGAGUGAGAUCACUUUGAAUUGGUAUUCAGUAUUAUACCACUAUAAAUUUGUUUGUUUCAUCCAAUAUUAGAAUCUCUGUAGCCAGAUUUUACUGUAUUGUACAGCCUGAGCUGCUAUGAGAAGACGCGUAGGCAUGUAAAUUCAAAAGGACAGAUAACCUCCAUCGUCUGUCGUUUGUGUUUAAUUCUCUGCUCAGUAUCUCUAUUAGCUAAGAUCUUUAAAUGUCUAGAUCACUGUAAAAAUGCCCCGUUAAGCUGUGCUUAACUCCGUGAAGUAUAUGUUCAUAACCAAAAUUGCCUGGACUUUUUUGUUUACCAAAAUCUAGGGGAUAAUUUUCUAGCUCAGAAGUGAGCUUUACAUGCACAUAACCCAAAACAGAGCUUGUUAGUAAGCUGCUGCUAUAAUCCAAAUGAAAGUAGUUUUUGAGGGUCAGUAAAUUAUUUUUUGUAUUAUAAGGAAUUCACUACUAGAUAAACGGUAUGUCUUAACUAAAAAGGACUGUGAUUAUUUUUGUUAAGACUUAGGAAAUUUUAGUCAUAAGAGUUUGACAGUGGUCCUUUAACACUGCUUGGAGUAAAUAUUUAAAUCAUGCAUUGUAAUUUUAAAUAUUGCAACAUCUUAAGCAUUUAGAACUGUGUUGAUUUCUUUGUAAAAUCCAACUGUAUGUUAAUACAGUUUUCAGUAGACUGGGGAAUUGACAUAAAAAUCAGAUGGGAAGUUUUGUUCUGUGAUCUGUCAAGACUUGUGAUGUUAAACAACAGUGUGCACAUAAAAAUUAAUUUUUUCAUAGAUUAUCAUAAUAAAAAUAUUAUAAUCCUA